AUGUCCACCGCCGAUCAGCAGGCAAAGGCGCCCGCGGACCUAAAAAAUGUUGCUGUCUUCCUGCGCGGCUCGUCAUCUGGAAUCAAGGCGCGCACUGGUGUACUAAACGGCAAGCGUAUCGACUAUUUCAAGGGCAAACAUGCCAUCAAAGCGCUCUUGUCCCCCGCCUACGCCAAGUUGAAGAAAGUGCCGAAGAUCGAAUCCGAGACCGACGCGACGAAACUGCUGGGCUCUAUCAUCCCCUAUGCGUUCUACUUGCGCGUUGACCGUGGCGCAGCCGUCGGCUCCUCAGCUGGGCCGAAACUUCUCACCGUGAACCCUAUGCAGAUGUUCGCUGCAGACGAAUACUACGCAUGGUUCUACGACGGUCCGCAAUGGACGACGUAUGUCGGCGGCGCGAUUAUGGUUGGCGUCAUUCUGGCUGGCGUUAUGUUCCCCUUGUGGCCGCCGGUCAUGCGUCAAGGCGUUGGCUGGCUGUCAUACGUUGUGCUUGGGCUCAUUGGACUACUAUUCGCGAUUGCGAUCGUGCGGUUAAUAUUCUAUAUCAUCACCGUCAUCGUCGUGAGCCCGGGUAUCUGGAUAUUCCCCAAUCUCUUCGCAGACGUUGGAUUCGUCGACUCGUUCAUUCCUUUCUGGGAGUGGGACAUCCCGAAGAAGAAAGGCAAGAAGGGAAAGAAGGGCGAGAAGAGCAAGAAGGGGGAGAAGGAGGGCGAGGCACCGCAAGGCGCGUUCAUCGAGGAGGUUGCGGAUUCUGGCUCUGCGGAGAACUCGCGGCCUGCGAGCACGGCACCCGUAGACACUCCACAAUAG
Molecule: messenger RNA, 810 nt
Organism: Peniophora sp. CBMAI 1063
Lineage: Eukaryota; Fungi; Basidiomycota; Agaricomycetes; Russulales; Peniophoraceae
Source: the annotation of a GenBank genome assembly